AUGCCAAUCGAUGCACACCAUGGAGCCAACGAGUCGAAUCAGCCUGAGGCAGAGAGUUUGAAUGCGCACAUUUCAGAUGAGCCAGUCACAGAUGUUGACCAGUGGAUGGAUCUUGAGGAGGAAGAACAUCAACACAAUGUUGACGACAUUCGGACCGAGUAUCACCCUAACUCUGGAAUCCCAGCACAGACACGAACAUUCUCGACGUUUCAGCGCGACCUUUUGCAAGACCCACCAACUCCUGAUGCACAACCUUGGGCACCAUUUCGAUGUCGGCUGGACUUUGAGGUAGCUGAACUUGCUCAUGAAGCCGCCCUCAGCCAGCCUCAAAUUGAGUGGCUAAUCAACCUUUUGCAUCACUCAAAGCAGGAGCCUUUCAGCCUGUGCAACUACAAAGAUAUUCGGAACAUGUGGAAUGCUAUUUCCCAUCAUCUAACACCAGUAAGGUCAUCUCUAUUGCCUUACGAUGGAGUUAAUCAAGAAUUCACUCUCUACUACUGGGACUUAUGGGACUGGGCGUGUGACCUUCUUUGGGAUCCUUAUCUUGGCCCUCAAUUUACCUUUGAUGCUCAACACCUGUCAAAGUUUGACGGUAAUACAUUUGUGAGAUUUAUUGAUGAGCCUUGGACUGCGGAUACUUUUUGGGAGGCUCAGUUGGCUAUGCCUAGCCAUGCAAAGCCUCUCGCAUUCAUCCUCUAUGCAGAUAAGACAAAGUUGUCUUCCUUUGGUCGUGAAAAAGGCUACCCUGUGAUUGCCCGUAUUGCAAACCUCCCCGCAUCCAUCCGAAAUGGUGAAGGCGUUGGUGGCGGUCGAGUUGUCGCCUGGCUCCCCAUUGUCAAAGAUGAUCCCUCGAGGUCGGGAAAACAGAAAUUUGCGGAUUUCAAAGCUGCGGUUUGGCACGAGUCCUUCAAGCGAAUACUCAAGUGUCUUACAUCAAAGAGGAAACAUGGUGGAUGGGUGGAGUGUUGGGAUAAACUUCAACGCCUUAUGUUCCCUAUUGUUCCAAUCUUGUCUGCGGACUACAAGGAACAAUGCAUUAUGUCCCUGAUCCAUGGAGUCAUGGGCAAAUUUCCAUGUCCAAUUUGUUUGGUUCCGCAUGCCAAGUUGCAUAACCUGUUGGAGACCUGGCCACUUUGCACAUGUCACGAUGCUGUUCGCUUGCUCAGGAAGGCAAGAAGGAAGUACACCAAGGCAAAGCGAGAGAAGAAGCUGAAGUCUCAGUCAUUGAGAGAUGUCAAAAACUCUCUCAAUCUAUCAAAGCUUCUGGACGUCUUUUGUGCCCUUUGUUUCGACCGCCUACAUACUCACCAUGAAGGACUGUGGGGAAAACACUUGUGGAUCGAGCUGCAAAAAUGCGUCAAUGAAGUUGGUAGACACGCUGCGACUAAAAUUGAUGAAGGGUUUGCGGCAGUGCCAAGGUGGAGGAAUCUCAACCACUUCAAGGAGGUCAUGGGAGUUAGCUUCACUGAUGGGACAAAGCAUGAAGACAUAUUAAAGUUGAUUCUGUUUGUUGCCCAUGACAUACUUAAUCCUGAAACACAUGAGUCUGGAUAUCUGCUCCUUCAAUGUAUUCGAGCCCAUUUAGAUGUAGACAUGUUCGCAGCUCUCGAGUUUUCAAGACUCAUGGACAAAUAUAUUUCCGAGUCUGAAUGUGAAUCAAAGAGUUGGGAUUCUCCCAAGUAUCACUUGGGCAUUCACCUUUUUGACGAUAUCAAGGCCAAAGGCAUCUUACGUGCGGACCAUUGGAGCCUUGUAUCUGCAUGGAUUCGCUAUCGCAUCAACGACCUUGAUGACUAUAAUGCAAGAAAAGAAGUGAGUGAUCUCGAUGAUUCAGAUUCAGAUGAUGCAGUUCUGAAUGCACCUGGACCAGAGUCCAGCUUUCAUAUCAAGCUUGGUUCAUGUCAGCGUGUAUUGUCGAUACAUGCCAUUCAGCAAGCACACCUUGAAGACCUGGCAUUUCAUCAGUUUCAUACCAAACUUAACCACUUUCUCAACAUGAUACCUGUCAUUGCACGAAAUGGACAUGUUGCACUUGAAUUAAGUGCCAAUAUAGUAACAGAAUUCCGAUACUUGAAAGCAAACUUCGAGUCGAUGGUUGAUUUUCGGAUAUCAACAGACUACCUCUGCUGCUCCCCGAUGUUUCACAAUGCCCCAAGAUAUGACUCCAUCAUCAUCAGGACUCAAGAUGGGAUCAUCUUUGGUCGCUUGAUAUUCAUAUUCACGUGCUUAGUUGAAGGUACAAGUCAUUCCAUGGCUCUUAUUCAACCUUAUGAUGCCCCCAUUCAAAAUCGACCUUUGAAGGACAGGCUCCUGGGGUUGUGGCGAGUUAGAGCUCAACCUCGGCAUAAGAGUGAGUUUAUUUUCACUGAAUCAAUUAUCAGGGGGGUGCUGUUGCUUGAGGAUCGCUCUCAGCCUGGUGACUUCCUUGUUGUUGAUUCAACUGACACUGAUAUGUUCCUUCACAUGAAACUUCACAAGGACUCCCAUGUAUACUAA
Molecule: messenger RNA, 2496 nt
Organism: Suillus discolor
Lineage: Eukaryota; Fungi; Basidiomycota; Agaricomycetes; Boletales; Suillaceae
Exons: 13
Coding region: 1-2496 (831 amino acids)
Source: RefSeq, a predicted model, not a curated record